Messenger RNA from Plasmodium adleri (nom. inval.), 2211 nucleotides. Its product is annotated as conserved Plasmodium protein, unknown function. The transcript has a single exon. The coding region runs from base 1 to 2211 and encodes 736 amino acids. The record is from RefSeq and is a predicted model, not a curated record. NCBI's taxonomy places the organism in Eukaryota, Apicomplexa, Aconoidasida, Haemosporida, Plasmodiidae.
AUGACAAGUGAGAAAGAAAAUGAAAUAUGUGAAAAUAGUUGGCAAAAAAAUAAUGAUAAUGGAAGCGAGAUAAAUAUGUGUAUAAAAGAAAAUAGUUUAAAAUACGAUGAAGAUAAUAUAAAUGAAAAUAUCUCAUAUGAUGAUAUAAUAAGCCAAAAUUUAAAUGAAAAAAAUUCAUCAGAAAGUUCUAUUGAUUCUUUAUUUACAGAAGAUAAUAAUAAUAAAAAAGUAUAUAAUAAUACUAAAAAUAAUAUAAAUAUAAAAAAUAAAAUAAGCAAAAAUAUUAAUAAAACAAUUGAAGAAAAUAGUCACAUAUGUAUUAAUAGAGAAUAUACAUAUAGUUACUAUAAUAACAAAAAUAUGACAAAUAAUUUGUGUAAUAGUAAAUAUAUGAACACAGAUAUAAAUAAUACAUUGUGUAAGGAUAUUAUAAUAACUGAUAUUAAUCAUAAGGACAUAAUAAUAACUGAUAUUAAUAAGAAUAAAAUAUCGAAAGAUAUAUAUAAGAAAGAAAAUAUGAACAGUGAUAAUAUUUAUAAUAAAGAAAAGAAAAAAACUCUUCUAGUAAAUCAAGCAGUAUUCUUUACUCCUAAAAAAACUACACUUAAUUCAAGUAAUGAAAAAAAAGAUAUGGAAUAUAAAAAGUUAAAAAAUAUCAAUCAUGAUAAUAUAUCAAAGGAUAUUAUAAAUGGUCAUUCUUCAUACAAGAAAUUUUAUGAAACAAAUAGUAUGACAAGUAUUAAUAAUAAUAAUAAUAAUAAUAAUAGUAGUAGUAGUAAUAAUUAUUUAUAUAAUAUUGAAGAGAAAAGAAAUAAAAAUGAAACCUUUAGCACGCAAACUAUUUUGAGAAGAAAAGAAAACUUAUUACUUGAUAAUAAUAAUAAUAAUAAUAAUAAUAAUAAUAAUAAUAAUGGUGUAAAUAUAUGUAAGGAUAUCAAAAAGAUAAACAAUGAUAAUAUUAAUAAUAUGAAUAAAUUUGAAUACUUAAUGUGUCAAGAUAAAGAAGAAAGAGAAAAACAAGAAACAAAUAUAUACACAAUUAUGGGAUCAGAAAUAGAAAGAGAUAAAAAUAAAGAUAAAUAUAAUGAAAUGAAUAAAGAUAAAUAUAAUGAAAUGAAUAAAGAUAAAUAUAGUGAAAUAAACAAAAAUAUAUUUAAUGAUAUAUAUAAUGAUAAUAAAAAUAUAGAUGUUGAUAUAAAAAGAAAAGGUAGUAACAGUUAUAAAAUUAAUACAUAUAAUAAAAUGAUUAAUAUAGAAAAUGAUGUGAAUGGUUAUCAUCAUAAUAGUAGUCGUAGUGAACAUAAUUUUGAUAUAUUCAAUGAAAAUGAAAAAAUAAAAUCUUUUCAUGUGAAUAAAUUAAAUUCUAUUAAUGAUAAAGAAAAUGAUAUAAGUAGUAAUUCAAAAAAACUGGAUUAUUUAAAUUUAUGUAAUUAUUCAACAGAAAAAAAAACUGAUAUGUUAAAUCUGUUACAAGAACUUUUAAGUUAUUGUGAAUGUCUAAAAAGAAACAGAAAAAAAAGUAGUUAUGAAAUUCAAAAAAUCCGAGAAAGUUAUAAUAAAGUAUCUGAUUUAUUAAAAGAAACAUUAAAAAGAGAACAGAAUAGUCAUAUCAAAAUUGAAGAAUUAAGAAAUAUUAUAAAUAAUUAUAAUGAGAAAUUUGAAAGAAUAAAAAAUAGUUCUGAAGGUACUAUCACAAAUUUAAAUAAAAAUGUACAAACACUUAUAGAAUUAAAUAAUAAUUUAGAAAAUGAAAUGAAUAAAAUAAUUGAAGAAAAUAUAUAUCUUCGAAAAACAAUACAACAUGAAAUAUCACUUAAUAAAGAAAUUAAUGAUUUAAGAAAACAAAUUGAAAUCUUAAGUAAUGAUAAAAUUGUACUUAUUGAUCAAAUAGAUUCUUUAAGAUUAGAAAAUUCUAAAAUAGAAAAUGAAAAAAAUGUUCUUUUAAGUGAUAAAACUAUACUUAAUUGUAAAAUUGAUCAAUUAGAAAAUGAAAUUAAAAAUAAUGUACACAUACAUAAAAAAAACUUAUCUGAAAAAGAAGAUAAUAAUCCAUUCAUUAUAUAUACAGAUGAACAAAUUAAUGAACAUAUUAAUAAUUAUUUAAAUUUAAAUCAUGAGGAAAGAAAAGAACAUUUCAAAAAUUUCAUGUAUCACUGGAGAGAAACAAAUAAAGCUGGUCAAAAGUUUUACGACCAAGCAUUUUAUAAUUAA